CGGGGGCGGGGACGGGGCGCCAUGGGGCGCGAGUGAGCCGAGCAUGGAGCGGGCCCCGCGCCCCCCGCCGCCGCCGCUGCUGCUGCUGGCGCUGUGCUGCGGCCUGGGCCCCGCCGCGGAUGUGCUGUUCUGCCAAGUCCACUGGCUCUGGGCUCUGCGCAGCUUCCUCUCUGCAGCAGAACAAUGAGACCAGUGUGACCUCGGGGAAGCGCCCCCAGCCUCGCCACUCUUGCUCUUUGCCAACCGUCGGGACCUGCGGCUGGUGGACGCGGGCAGCGCCAGGACGGAGGCCAGCGUGGUGGCCAGCGGGCUGGAGGACGCGGCGGCCGUGGACUUCCAGUUCUCCCGGGGCGCCGUGUACUGGACGGACGUGAGCGAGGAGGCCAUCAAGUGCACACAGCUCAACCGCACGGGCGCCGGCGCGCAGAGCGUGGUGGUGUCGGGGCUGGUGUCCCCCGACGGGCUGGCCUGCGACUGGGUGGGCCUCAAGCUGUACUGGACCGAUUCGGAGACCAACCGCAUCGAGGUGGCCAACCUCAACGGCUCCUGCCGCAAGGUGCUCUUCUGGCAGGACCUGGACCAGCCCCGCGCCAUCGCCCUGGACCCCGAGCGCGGGUACAUGUACUGGACAGACUGGGGGGAGACACCUCGCAUUGAGCGGGCGGGCAUGGACGGCAGCUCCCGCAAGGUCAUUGUGGACUCGGACAUCUACUGGCCCAACGGCCUGACCAUCGACCUUGACGAGCAGAAGCUGUACUGGGCCGACGCCAAGCUCAGCUUCAUCCACCGAGCCAACCUGGACGGCUCCUUCCGACAGAAGGUGGUGGAGGGCAGCCUGAUGCACCCUUUUGCCCUGACGCUGUCAGGGGACACCCUGUACUGGACCGACUGGCAGACCCGCUCCAUCCACGCCUGCAACAAGAGGACGGGGGCCAAGCAGCGGCAGAUCCUGGGCGCCCUCUACUCCCCCAUGGACAUCCAAGCGCUCAGCCCGGAGCGCCAGCCGCACUUUCAGUCGCGCUGUGAGCAGGGCAACGGCGGCUGCUCGCACCUGUGCCUGCUAUCCCCGAGGGAGCCCUUCUACACCUGCGCCUGCCCCACGGGCGUGCAGCUGCAGGCUGACGGCAGGACGUGCAAGGCAGGCGCCGAGGAGGUGCUGCUGCUGGCGCGGCGCACGGACCUGCGGCGGAUCUCGCUGGACACGGUGGACUUCACGGACAUCGUGCUGCCGGUGGCCGACAUCCGGCACGCCAUCGCGCUGGACUACGACCCGCUGGAGGGCCACGUGUACUGGACGGACGACGAGGUGCGGGCCAUCCGCCGCGCCGCCCUGGACGGCUCGGGGGCGCAGACGCUGGUCAGCACCGAGGUGCACGACCCCGACGGGAUCGCCGUGGACUGGGUGGCCCGCAACCUCUACUGGACCGACACCGGCUCCGACCGCAUCCAGGUGGCCCGGCUCAACGGCACGUCCCGCAAGGUGCUGGUGGCCGAGGACCUGGACGAGCCCCGCGCCAUCGUGCUGCACCCCGCCGCCGGACUCAUGUACUGGACGGACUGGGGGGAGAACCCCAAGAUUGAAUGUGCCCACCUAGACGGGCAGGAGCGGCAUGUGCUGGUGAACACGUCCCUGGGCUGGCCCAACGGGCUGGCGCUCGACCUGCAGGAGGGCAAGCUUUACUGGGGGGAUGCCAAGACCGACAAGAUCGAGGUGAUCGGCGUGGACGGGGCGGGCCGGCACACGCUCCUGCAGGACAAGCUGCCACACAUCUUCGGCCUCACGCUGCUGGGCGACUUUCUGUACUGGACGGACUGGCAGCGGCGCAGCAUCGAGCGCGUGCACAAGGUCAAGGCCAGCCGCGACGUCAUCAUCGACCAGCUGCCCGACCUCAUGGGGCUGAAGGCCGUGAACGUGGCCAAGGUGCUCGGAAGCAACCCGUGCGCCGAGGGCAACGGGGGCUGCAGCCACCUGUGCUUCUUCACGCCGCGCGCCACCCUGUGCGGCUGCCCGCUGGGCCUGGAGCUGCUGGGCGACCUGAGGACGUGCAUCGUGCCCGAGGCCUUCCUGCUCUUCAGCAGCCGCGCCGCCAUCCACCGCAUCUCGCUCGAGACCGCCAACAGCGACGUGGCCAUCCCGCUGGCCGGCGUCAAGGAGGCCUCCGCCCUGGACUUCCACGUGGCCGACAACCACAUCUACUGGACAGAUGUCAGGCUCAAGACCAUCAGCCGGGCCUUCAUGAAUGGCAGUGCCAUGGAGCACGUGGUGGAGUUCGGGCUCAUCUACCCGGAAGGCAUGGCGGUGGACUGGAUGGGCCGGAACCUCUACUGGGCCGACACCGGUACCAACCGCAUUGAGGUGGCGUGGCUGGACGGCCAGUUCCGGCAGGUGCUUGUGUGGCGAGACCUCGACAAGCCGCGCUCGCUGGCCCUGGACCCCACGGAAGGUUACAUCUACUGGACGGAGUGGGGCGGGAAGCCCAGGAUUGUACGGGCCUUCAUGGAUGGGACCAACAGCGUGACGCUGGUGGACAGGGUGGGCCGUGCCAACGACCUCACCAUCGACUACGCAGAGCAGCGUCUCUACUGGGCAGACCUGGACACCAACAUGAUCGAGGCCUCCGACAUGCUGGGCCAGGAGCGCGUGGUCAUCGCCGACGACCUCCCGCACCCCUUCGGGCUGACCCAGUACAGUGACUACAUCUACUGGGCCGACUGGAACCUGCACAGUAUCGAGCGGGCCGACAAGGCCAGCGGCCGUAACCGCACCCUGGUGCAGGGCCACCUGGGCUUCGUGCUGGACCUGCUGGUCUUCCACGCCUCGCGCCAGGACGGUCUCAACGACUGCGCCCGUGCCAACGGCCAGUGCAGCCAGCUGUGCCUGGCCGUCCCCGGGGGCCGCCGCUGUGCCUGCGCCGCCCACUACACGCUGGACCCCGGUGGACGGAACUGCAGCCCGCCCGGCACCUUCCUGCUGCUGGGCCAGAGAAGCAUCAUCAGCCGCCUGGUGCCCGAGGACCCCCCGAGCCCCGACCUGGUGCUGCCGCUGCAGGGGCUGCGCAACGUGCGCGCGCUGGGCUUCGACCCCCGCGCCCGGCGGGUGUACUGGGUGGACGGGCGCCUGAACAUCAAGCACGCGCGGGCGGAAGGCGGCCAGCCGGUGGUGCUGACGGGUCUGAGUCCCGGCCAGCACACGGAGCGACAGCCUCACGACCUCAGCAUCGAUGUGUACAGCCGGGCGCUCUUCUGGACGUGCGAGGCCACCAACAGCAUCAACGUCCACCGGCUGGACGGGGACCCCGUGGGCGUGGUGCUGCGUGGGGAGCGAGACCGGCCCAGGGCCAUUGCAGUUAACCCUGAGCGCGGGUACCUGUACUUCACCAACAUGCAGGAGCGCGCGGCCCGGAUCGAGCGAGCCGCCCUGGACGGCACGGAGCGUGAGGUGCUGUUCUCCAGUGGUCUCAUCCGGCCCGUGGCCCUCGUGGUGGACAAUGCGCUGGGCAAGCUCUUCUGGGUGGACGCCGACCUGAAACGCAUUGAGAGCUGCGACCUGUCGGGUGCCAACCGCCUGACUCUGGAGGAUGCCAACAUCGUGCAGCCCGUGGGCCUGACUGUGCUGGGCCGCCACCUCUACUGGGCCGACCGGCAGCAGCAGACGAUCGAGCGAGUGGACAAGGCCACCGGGGCACAGCGCACCCGCGUGCAGGGCCGAGUGACACCCCUGACGGGCAUCCACGGUGUGGAGGACGUCAGCCUGGAGCUUUCGACCCACCCCUGUGCCCAGGACAACGGCGGCUGCUCGCACAUCUGCAUUGCCAAGGGGGAUGGGACACCCCGGUGCUCCUGCCCUGUCCACCUUGUGCUCCUGCAAAACUUGCUCACCUGUGGAGAGCCGCCCACCUGCUCCCCGGACCAGUUCGCCUGCGCCACCGGGGAGAUCGACUGCAUCCCCGGGGCCUGGCGCUGCGACGGCUUCCCCGAGUGCGACGACCAGAGCGACGAGGAGAGCUGCCCCGUGUGCUCGGCCGCCCAGUUCCCCUGCGCCCGCGGCCAGUGCGUGGACCUGCGGCUGCGCUGCGACGGCGAGGCCGACUGUCAGGACCGCUCUGAUGAGGCCGACUGCGACGCCAUCUGCCUGCCCAACCAGUUCCGGUGUGCCAGUGGCCAGUGUGUGCUCAUCAAACAGCAGUGCGACUCCUUCCCCGACUGCUUCGAUGGCUCUGACGAGCUCAUGUGUGAGAUGGCCAAGCCGGCAUCUGAGGACACCCCAGGGCACAGCGGUGCCAUCGGCCCCGUCAUUGGCAUCAUCCUCUCGCUGUUCGUCAUCGGGGGCACCUACUUUGUCUGCCAGCGUGUGGUGUGCCAACGCUACUCGGCGGCCGGGGGGCCCUUCCCACAUGAGUGUGUCAGCGGGACCCCCCACGUGCCCCUCAACUUCAUAGCCCCAGGCAGCACUCAGCACGGGCCCUUCCCAGGCAUUUCGUGCGGCAAGUCGACGGUGACCUCUGUGGGCCUGAUGCAGGGCUGUGCCGGGGCACCCCUCUACGACCGGAACCACGUCACCGGGGCCUCGUCUAGCAGCUUGUCCAGCACCAAGGCCACACUCUACCCACCGAUCCUGAACCCGCCGCCAUCCCCCGCCACAGACCCCUCCCUGUACAACGUGGACGUGUUCUAUGCUUCAAACAUUCCUGCCGCUGCACCUGUCAGGGCCUACAUGCUCCGGGGUCCGGCGCCCCCCACCACGCCCUGCAGCACUGAGGUGUGUGACAGCGACCACAGCGCCAGGCUCUGGAAGGCCAGCAAGUACUACCUGGACUUGAACUCGGACUCCGACCCCUACCCGCCCCCACCCACGCCACACAGCCAGUACCUGUCGGCAGAGGACAGCUGCCCGCCCUCCCCGGCCACCGAGAGGGGCUACUGCCACCUCUUCCCACCUCCACCCUCCCCCUGCACUGACUCCUCCUGACCCCCGCCCCGGCCCACCCCUGUACAUAGUUUAAAUAUGAACAAAGGAAAAUAUAUUUUAUGAUUUAAAAAAAGCAGAGUACGGAUUUAACACGUAUGUGCGCACACAUAUGAGGAUUGUGAACUGUGUGUCAGGUGGGCCGGGUCCUGUGCGGAGCGAGAAGCGAACAUGCUCCACCCACUGGGGAUUCCAACUCGGGGCUCCGGGGGCUUAGGCUGGCAGGGCACAGGACUUGCACACCUGAGGUUCUGGGUUCGGUCCCCGGCACUGCAUGGGGCAGAAUGGUGCUCUGGUCUCUCUCUUGCCUAUGAAAAGGUCUUUCUCAGGUUCCAGCCCCCGGUGCCCACCUGCAGGGGAGUCAGCCUGCACAAUGACACCACCACUUGCAACUUACUCCUUGAUAGAGCACGAGAGACAGAUAGAGGGAGAGAUACCCACUACACUCUCCCGCUGCCUGUGAAGCUUCCCCCCACCCCCCAACACAGGUGGGCACAAGGGACUCGGACCCGGGCCUCACACUCUACUGAGGGCAUCAUCACUUGGCUCUAAUAAUUAAAAUAAUAUAUAUUAAAUUAAAUUAAAAUUAUAUAUAUAUA
Messenger RNA from Erinaceus europaeus (western European hedgehog), 5565 nucleotides. It is a transcript of the gene LRP5, whose product is annotated as LDL receptor related protein 5. Lineage: Eukaryota; Metazoa; Chordata; Mammalia; Eulipotyphla; Erinaceidae. The transcript has 24 exons. Bases 620 to 4969 code for a protein of 1449 amino acids. Gene Ontology annotation, molecular function: protein binding. The record is from RefSeq and is a predicted model, not a curated record.